AUGCACAAGGAAGUCCCAAGUAGGAAGCCAACCAAGAUAACCAGCUCAUUGGCUACAGAGGCAAGCCCAGAGGUAAACCCAUGUCCUAGCACUACUUUGAAUCUUGUUUAUGAAUCCUCUAUUAGGAGAAAGGAAGGUGUGGCCCAUGCUCUAUCAAAUGAGGUGAGGCAAGAAUCUUUGUUCACCACCAAAAACGUACCAUUAGAACAACACCCCCGAGGGGAGAUCCUUGUUCUUACAGGGAAUGUGGAAAUCAAGGCUUCCCCCAUUCUUAAGGCUCCUAUUAACAUUGAGACUGGUAAUAAGUUUUCUAGCCUAGUGGUUGAACUUACUGGGAUAAAGGAGAACGACAUGGAGAAAUUAGUUUCGCCGAAGAAAAGCCUCCUAAGUAGCAAAGUGAGGAACAUUGAUGGAGUUCCAUUUGGUACAACUAGAAAGAAGAAACAAAAGCAAAAAUAUUCUAACCAAGGGAAAGUUGGGGUUCCUAAAGCCCAGGGUCUGAGUUUACCCAAACCCAAAUGA
This is a messenger RNA of Ilex paraguariensis (yerba mate), 522 nucleotides long. Lineage: Eukaryota; Viridiplantae; Streptophyta; Magnoliopsida; Aquifoliales; Aquifoliaceae. The record is from the annotation of a GenBank genome assembly.